UUUUCCUCGCCUAAACUUGAUCACUCUCAGCAUCCUUUUUUCUUCAUCUUUUUAUUAUGAUAUGAUUCUGUGAUAGAGUUUCUAUCUGAAACCCAGCAACCUUAACUUACCCAUAGAGGAAAUUACUAAACGAACAAAGCUCAUAAUCAUUCAUCUAGUGAAGCUGUCUUUUCCGAUCUGAUCGACAGUUCGUUUUGAUCUCUCAGAUGCUAUUCUCUUAAAUUCCUCUACGGAGUGAGUUCUUUCCCUCAUUUUGCCCUGAUUUGAAGGUGUUUUCCUGUUGAUAAUUAUCAUUCAAUUCAAUUGGAUGCUGCUAGACAAUCCCAAUUUACUUGCAAUGUGCUGGAACUAUAAUUUCAUGGCUCCACUGAUUUAUUGACUCAAAUUUGUUUCUUGGGUAUGCUUAAAUUAUCUCCCUUUAUCAUCCCAUAAGCUGGAUUCAAUCUAUGAAGUUAAACUAUUCAUUUGGGUUUAGUAGUCCCAAAUCUUACAAGGCAUAUCCAAGGGGCGAUUUUGACUUGGAAUCUGGGACCCUUAAAAGAUCAAGAAAGGUAAAAAGUUCAAAUUUUUACCCCAUCAAGAUGCUUAAAUCAUUGGGAAAACGAAUUCAUAGUUAUUACAAGCUUCACCCAGCUAUGUUGUUUAUGAUAUCCUUGUCAAUUGGGGUCAUUAUUCUCAUUGUAUUGUCUGUUUCUGAAAGCCGAUUUCGGUUGAGGGGUAAUUAUGCAAGAUUUGAUAAGGGUGUAGAUGCUGCAUAUCCAUUCUCGAAGUUUAGGAAUCUUGUUAUGGUUGCUGGACAUUCAGUUUAUACAAGUAGUAGUUGUGAGAAAGUUGACAAGGAGGAUUCUUGGUUUUUAGAGUCUUAUCAAAAGCACCCUGGUCAAGCUGCAACCUUUGUGCAACAUAUACAGAAGGGGGUUGAAAUUACAGCAGAUGACGAUGAUGCAUUGCUCCUCUUCAGUGGUGGAGAGACGAGGAAAGAUGCUGGGCCGCGUAGUGAAGCUCAAAGUUACUGGACUGUUGCUGAAUCUAAAGGGUGGUUUGGCAAGCAAGAAAGUGUAAGAGGGAGGGCACUCACUGAAGAGCAUGCAAGGGACAGUUUUGAGAAUCUUCUCUUUAGUGUUUGUCGGUUCAGGGAGCUUACUGGCACAUAUCCACAUAAUAUAACUGUUGUAGGCUAUGAUUUCAAGGAGAAGAGAUUUAAGCAUCUGCAUCGGUCUGCAAUUGGAUUUCCAGAAACAAGAUUCUUUUAUUCAGGGACAUCAUCUUCCCAAACUUCAAGGGAAGCAGCUUUGAAAGGAGAAGCACUGGUGAGAACACAGUUUCAAGAAGAUCCUUACGGCUGUAAAGGUUCUCUUCGUCGCAAGAAACUUGGUCGUGAUCCUUUUCAUCGUUCAAUCCCUUAUCCUAAUGGGUGUCCUGAAAUUGAGGGUUUGUUCAGAUAUUGUGGAACAGGUCCAUAUUCAGGUUCCCUACCUUGGGCCUAAUAGAAUUUCACAGUUCUGAAAAAUUAGAAGAUAGCAAUUAAAAGCCGAUGUCAUAAAAUAUAGGUAACUUCUUCUAUUAAUUCUUCCUAUGUACUCUCCUUGUAUUUGUUAUAUUGGAAUAGCAAGCAACUAAUGUAGAGAAAUAAAACGGCAAGUUCAGUCUGGUUUAAAAGAUGUUAUAAAUACUGUCGAUUAUUUAAAAGUGCAGAUACUACCUGGUGUCACUUUACUCAGGUUAAGAAGCAUGUAUAUAAGAUACCUCCUCUACCGAUA
Messenger RNA from Nicotiana tabacum (common tobacco), 1760 nucleotides. RefSeq lists its product as uncharacterized. The record is from RefSeq and is a predicted model, not a curated record. Gene Ontology annotation, cellular component: cytoplasm. NCBI's taxonomy places the organism in Eukaryota, Viridiplantae, Streptophyta, Magnoliopsida, Solanales, Solanaceae.